This is a messenger RNA of Copidosoma floridanum, 3135 nucleotides long. RefSeq names its product Cap methyltransferase 1 (gene Cmtr1). Gene Ontology annotation, molecular function: nucleic acid binding; protein binding; methyltransferase cap1 activity. Gene Ontology annotation, biological process: 7-methylguanosine mRNA capping; methylation. Gene Ontology annotation, cellular component: cytoplasm; nucleus. Lineage: Eukaryota; Metazoa; Arthropoda; Insecta; Hymenoptera; Encyrtidae. The record is from RefSeq and is a predicted model, not a curated record.
UCUAGUAUCUGGUUUCGUUUCCCACCCGCUUCAGUUAUUCAGUAGACGCCCAGGCGAGAGCACUGGUGCGAACUUUACUUUACGUGGACAUAAUUCAUUUGAAAAAGUGGCGUUUUUCAUUAAAAUUCCUAACCUUAUAUCCACGUAAUUACAUGGAUUUGGUGCGAAUAGCACAGCGAAAAGAGUAAAUUUGACAAAAUGGCGUCUGAGAGGUUAACAGACACUACGGACAGUUCCAGCGGAGAGGAGGCCAUGUCUCCUAUUCUUACUGGAUCUAAAAGGUCCCACUUUUCUUUCGAUGAGUCCUUGGAAAGAUGCUCCAAGAGCAGUCGCCGAGAUUCUAGUUACACCGAAAGCCACGAUAGUAAGGAAUCAGAGGAUGACACCAAGGAUGAUCAUUGUUUCGAAAAGCCAAAUUUCUAUGAUGAUAGUUAUCGUAGUGAGAAGUCUGAUGACGAAGCGGAUAAACAAACCCACAGCUCAUACUAUCACGACAGUAGCUUAUCUGAUCAAACGGAUGAAUUUUCAAAAUCUCAAACUGACGCCGAAAGUACGAAAAAAAAUGUCAAUACUCCUGGAGCAAAUAGUCAGUCCGAAGCCAGGAAUAAAAUUCAACUUAUGAUGCAAAAGAUGGGUUACGAGGCUGGCAAAGGUUUAGGUAAAUCAUUACAAGGUAGGGUGCAACCAGUGGAAGCAUCAUCUCAGAAAGGUCGUCGAGGUCUCGGACUUGAAUUAAAAGAAUUGCAGAGAGCCGAAAUUGAAUUUGAUCCUGAAAAAGAAGUUGUUGAAGUGGUCGAAAAGAUCAUUUGGCUAGAAAACACCCACGAAGAGUUGCCAUUGGAUGAGGAAGUAACCGAAUGGGAAAAUGAAAGAUUAGUUGGAAAAUGUAAAGACACUAUUGAUAAUGAAACAAUGUUUUGCGACGAAUUUAUUGUACGAGAAGUGGUCAACUCAAAAAGCGUGUUUGAUAGACUAGACAACAGGGAAAUGCAAGAAGCUAGAACUCGAUCCAAUCCGUUUGAAACAAUACGCGGGGCUAUGUUUCAAAACAGAGCAGCGGUUAAAAUGGCCAACAUAGACAAAGCCUGUAAUUUAAUGUUCACAAACCCACUCAAUCUUCAACCGGACGAACUGUUGUACUUUGCUGAUGUUUGUGCUGGACCUGGAGGAUUUAGCGAGUAUGUUUUAUGGAGAAAAAAGUGGAGAGCCAAAGGUUUUGGUUUCACAUUAAAAAGUGAAAAUGAUUUCAAGCUCCAUGAAUUCCAAGCAGGGCCUUGUGAAACGUUCCAUCCGUACUAUGGCGUUGAUGAUACUGGCGAUGUCUAUCAGCCGAAAAAUCAAAUAGCCUUGAGAGAUCUAAUUAUGUCGCAAACAAACGAACGAGGAGUACAUUUUAUGAUGGCUGAUGGAGGAUUUUCAGUUGAAGGACAAGAAAAUAUACAAGAAAUUUUGUCUAAGCAGCUGUAUCUUUGUCAAUGUUUGGUUGCAUUGAUGAUUGUAAGGACUGGUGGACAUUUUGUGACCAAAGUAUUCGAUUUGUUUACUCCAUUUAGUGCUGGCUUAGUGUACAUAUUAUAUCGUUGUUUUAACCAAAUCAGUAUUUUCAAACCAAAUACCUCCAGACCAGCCAACUCAGAAAGGUACUUAAUUUGCCAAGGAAAGCGACCAAAUAUUGAUUUUAUUACCAACUAUCUAUUUAGAGCAAAUGAAAAAUUAUUGAAGGGCAACAAAAACAACGAUAUCUUAGAGUUAGUCCCGUCGCAAAAAUUAUUUGAAGAUGAAAGGUUUUUCAACUAUCUAAAAGAAUCAAAUGAAGAGUUGGGUAGGAGGCAAAUAGUUGGAUUGAAAAAAAUAGCUCAUUAUACGGAACACAAAGACUUAUUUGAAAGUAGACAAAAAAUGUUUAGAGAAAAAUGUUUAAAGUACUGGGAAGUACCAGAUGAGUCUAGAUCAUUGCCGUCUAGAAUGGCACCUUCCACUAAAGUACAACAUUUAUUGAGAGGUUCUAGUAGUAUAUUGGAAAAAAUGGCUUACAAAGAUGCAACAAAACUAAAAAAAGAAAAUGUUAAUACUAUAAUUACCAACCAAUUGGAUUGGUGCUGUGUGCCAUGUUCUUCUGGUGAUAAUGUUACCUCGAUGUAUGAAGACGUUGCACCUACAAUGUACCUUGGUAUGGGCCGCUCACAAGUUUUUAAAUACACCAAUGGACAGUGGAAGCCACUGAACGAUAUUCUUAUAGAUUUACCACGCGAUACAUUAGUCUAUGCAGAAUUGGUGUCAGAAUUGAGAAGCGAAGAAAGAAGUCAAAUAAAAACUUACGGGCUUCACAUAAUUGAUGCUUUUCAACUUGGAUCUGAAAACAUUUCCCAGAAACACAUAACAGAAAGAUGGAAACUUAUAAACUUGUUCUGCAAAUCUCUUUGGAAACCAACGAGCAAUCCAUUUUCACCAGUUAGAGCCAAAGAUUGGUUUUACCUAUCGCCUAGUCUAGGUGAAAAACUAAAAUUGGAAGCUAAAACCAUGAAAAACAAGUCGAAAGUUUUGGGUUACUUUCCCAUAAGGCAUCUCCAUGAAAACGACAGCAAUCAACCGUAUUAUUGGAUACCCAGGAAUCUCAUAUUUUUCAAAACUCUAGAAGAGCCAUGGGCUCGACACUUUAGCAAUAAAAAUCAUAGUUAUUAUUUUUACAAUAUAAAAAAACAAAAGUCAUUUUGGGAGCGGGAAUUGCCGGAUGAAGCAAAAGCUAGUUUUGCUAAAGUCAUCGGAACACGGGUUGUAUGGAAUUGGCCGGAAGAUAAAUCACUUAGUAUGAAUGAAUUUGUAAAUAUUAUUAGUAAGAAAAAUGAAAAUCCCAAAUAAUCAGUCUUUCAGUUAUGAAAGUUUUUUUUGUUUUAUUUCAAUUUUUUUUGAAAAACAAAUGUUAAGAGUGCUCAAAAUAAUAUCGAUCUCUUCGGUCUAGGAUGUUAUUAUCGAACAAAAUCAAUUAUUUUUUUACUAGAAAAAGUUGAAUUGCACGUUUCGUUUGAAAAAGUUCCAUAUUCUUAUUUUAUUUCAGCUAUAUUUUUAUCUAGAAGCUAAGCCAUAAGUUACAUUUUUGUUUCUUAACUUUUGUUAUUUUCAAUGUAUUUUAUUACG